CGAUGUGUUUGACAUAUGACAAAAUCAAUGGAAAUGCAAAACACUUGGAGAUUGAUUGCCAUAUUACUGCUUCUUGAUGUCGCAAGUACUGCAGCUUUGUUUUCAUCCCCAUCUUUCUCUACAUUUAUUAUUCCGGCUGAAUACAAAAUACCAUAUCCAAAAACCAUAAAUGCUACGAUUGAAUAUGUGUUUUUGUAUCCUGCCAGCAAUAUGUCUCUGGAAACUGCAAGAAUUAAGAUAGAAAGCAACGCGACUCAUAGUUUGCCACUAAUAAUAGUAGUGCGUCAAACAACGGGUAUUCUAUCUUGGCAAAUACCCCUGCUUGUCAACAGCGCGGAUUUAGACACUGUGAUAUACAAUAAAACUAGUCGUACCCUAUGCUCUACGAAGUAUUAUCGUUACGCACAAGAUGAUGAAGAUUAUGUUGUUGUCGGUAUCUCCACAGCCAGUCGUGAAAAUAUCUUUUUUAAUCUCAGUGUGGUUGAAGUUACAGACUUUUAUUUAAGUUCUGGAAAGAAAGUAGAAGUACAGAUUUCCCCAUCUGAACCUAUAUAUUAUGGCUACAUCUUUCCAAAGGAGGAAAAUUCCUCAGUCAUUGUACGUGUUGAAUCAAAUAAUGAUGUCUGUAUGACCAUGUCUAUACAAAAUACAUCGUGUCCUGUAUUUGACCUGGAACGAAAUAUUGAAUUUUCUGGGCACUGGCAGACUAUGAGUAGAAGAGGAGGUAUCACAGUACCGAGAGAGGCUUAUCCGUUAGGAUUCUUCGUUGUGCUUGUUGUCAAAGGGGAGGACUCCGACUGCAGUGGAUUAUCCAGUAGUGACCCCCUUCGUACUAAAAACGUUACAUUAAUUGUAAAUCCUACUAUUACCAAACAGGAUUACAUCGUUGCAUCGGCAUCAGCAGCGGCAAUCAUAUUAGUUUUUUGUAUCUCCUAUAUAAUAGCUGUAAUAAUAUUCACUAUCAAAGAGAGUAAAAAACUUGCGACGCAAGAACCGCUAAACGAACAAAGCCAAGAUGUGAACGAGCACCUGCCAAGUCCAUCGAUGAUAGGAGAGAGUAGUCCGAAACAAUGGGAUUCUGUGGAGGAGGAUUCAUCUCUAGAUGAGGACGAUAUAGAUCUAAUGGAAGACGCUCUCUCUGAUAAAGAUGUAAUACGAACGAAAGUCAUUCUUUCGGUCUGCGAUCUCGCUCGCAAGGAGCCGAGGAUACUGCGACAUAAAUCCCGUUUAUAUUUGUAUUACUUGGCAACCGUCGCGAUAUUCUAUACGCUACCGGUCGUACAAUUGGCGGUGACGUAUCAGCGCGUACUUCACACGACUGGAAAUCAAGACAUGUGCUAUUACAAUUUUUUGUGCGCCCAUCCGCUGGGUUUGCUGUCAGAUUUUAAUCAUGUGUUCUCGAAUUUCGGAUACGUUAUGCUGGGUAUUCUGUUCAUAUUUCUAACUUACACUCGGGAGUACAACGAGCCGGAUAAGGAGAAAAUUAAAUGUUAUGGUAUACCACAACAUUACGGUCUGUUUUAUGCAAUGGGCACUGCACUAAUAAUGGAAGGUAUAUUGUCGGCGAGUUACCACGUAUGCCCUAGCCGUAGCAAUUUCCAAUUUGACACCAGCUUUAUGUAUGUAAUCGCGGUGCUCUGUAUGAUCAAGAUUUACCAAAAUCGUCAUCCCGAUAUAAACGCCAGGGCGCCGGUAACGUUCGGAAUGUUGGCCGUUAUAAUAUUCGCAGGAUUGAUCGGGGUUCUGAGUGGUUCAAAGAGCUUUGUAGUAAUAUUUUCCAUCCUGCAUUUACUGAUAUGCUUCUUUCUGACUGUACAAAUAUAUUACAUGGGACGAUGCAAAUUCGACAGAGGCGUUUUUAAAAGAGUAAUACAGAGAUUCAAGCACGAGGCACGCUGCGGCAUAUGGCAUCUACUCCGGCCGUUUUAUCCCGCGAGAUUCAUAAUGCUCGUAUUAGCGAAUUUGUGUAACGUUGGACUCGCGGUGUUCGGAAAUAUGUAUCAGCAAGGCAAUUUCGCAACGUUUUUACUAGCUAUAUUGAUGUCCAAUUUAAUUUUAUAUACAUUCUUUUACAUUAUGAUGAAGCUUUGCCACAGGGAAAGAAUUCUUCUCACACCCGCGAUUUAUAUCCUCUUAUCCAUGCUGUUUUGGGGAGCAGCCCUAUACUUCUUCGUGAAUAAAACUAUUUCUUGGGCUCUCACACCAGCCCAAUCCCGCCUCUAUAAUAAACCUUGCGCGUUAUUGAAUUUCUUUGAUUCUCAUGACAUUUGGCACUUUCUCUCGGCAUUAGCAAUGUUCUUUUCAUUUAUGGUAUUGCUUACUCUAGACGACGAUCUAACGGACGUACAUCGGAGUCAAAUACCAGUUUUUUGAAGAUAAUCUCCUAGGUUUGAGAAUUGUUUGAAAUGUUAUA
This is a messenger RNA of Solenopsis invicta (red fire ant), 2413 nucleotides long. Its product is annotated as SID1 transmembrane family member 1. The transcript is spliced from 10 exons. Gene Ontology annotation, cellular component: membrane. NCBI's taxonomy places the organism in Eukaryota, Metazoa, Arthropoda, Insecta, Hymenoptera, Formicidae. Bases 16 to 2373 code for a protein of 785 amino acids. The record is from RefSeq and is a predicted model, not a curated record.